GUACUCUCCCACCCCCCCGGGUGUGUGGUGUGUCUCUUCAGAGCGGAAAACUAGAACUGGAGCCCUGGAUCCCGGGCGGCGAGGGGGGGGUUAUAUUACAUUAAAAAUGAACCUGAUAUUUUCUAAGACAACUUUUCAGACUUCGCACAGUUAAUCGACCGGUUCCCACUGAAGAGCAGAAGUUGAUUUUGUCACUCGGAGAAGUACAAGAGGAAUGCUCGGGAAAGAAAACUCCCGGUCAUACCAAGAGGUAGGACAACAUGACAACGUCCUCUUCACCUCGUUCAACGAUGAUGACGAUGAUGAGAAAGGUGACGCGCAGUCUCCGGGCUUUUUUGUCGGUGCCGCUGAACAUCUGGAGCGCGAAGAGCCGACCGGCAGCAUCUCACAAGAGGAUGACAUCAAGGGAAGCGGCCCGUCGAUGCGAGUCAGUAAAACCUGCCUGAAGAACGUCUUCACCGUGGUGCUCAUCUUCAUCUACCUGCUGCUGACUGCGGUGGCAGGUUUCCUGGCCUACCAGACUAUCACAGACUUUUUGGAGAAACUCCACAACCCUGUCAUGUCUGUCACUUACAAAGAGGUCGACUCAUUCCCUCCCCCAGGGAUCGCUCUGUACCCUGGCAAUGCUAAGCUGCUGAGCUGCAGGCAUUACUACCAUGACUACAUCCCACCUCUGGUGGACCCAGGCAAGCCUCAAGAAGGAGACUGUGAGAUUAAUGAAGUGACUUACUUUGGGCCAUUUGCCAAUGAAACAGAGAAAAGGGCUCUGGUGGUCCGUGGCCCGUCGGAUGUCCGAAACAAAGAGUUGAUCUUCAUGCAGUUCAGUCAGAACGAAACAGAAGAGGACUUCAGUGCCAUCACUUACAUGCUUUUCGCCAAGUUUAGUGAUUUGACUGACAGUCCAAAUAAGUCAACGUUUAUGAGGGACUGUGAGAGGAAUUACUCCAUGUGGACUUUCUCUGGAGGGUUCAGAACGUGGGUCAAGAUGUCUUUCGUGAGGACGUCCGGGAAAAGAAAUGAAACUGUCGAGUUUCGCCAAGAGUCCGCUGUGGUGAAAUUCAACGACAAAAGACCUGAAUCAGAGAGAACCAAUCAGCUCUUUUUUGCUGUCUUUGAAUGGCGGGAUCCUUUCAUGCAGGAAAUCAAACUGAUAGUGACUGCAAAUCCCUGGAGCUCUCUAGCCAUCCUCUGCGGGGUCUUCAUGGCUCUCUUCAAGGCUGCUAACUUUGCCAAGCUCACCAUUCAGUGGACAAUCAGAAUGCGUAAGAGGCAUCUGCGGAAUAAAGCACGGGAACUGAACCAAGUAACCGAUAACUGAACGAAUGACGCAAUCUGACAAGAUCCAAAUUAUCUACGAGUUUUAUUUCCAUUGUAUUCCUUUUCUGAGGCCACUACUUACACAGAUUUAUAGUCGCUGCUCAGGUCUAUCAACACUAAAGAAAGUUUAUCCAUAACGUAACAGUGAGACGUUCUAACUGUGUAUUACUGCUAGAUCAGUCAUUUCCUAUAAAUGGUCAGUUUUGAAAGUAUUCAGUGAGUUUUUAGUCGAUGCGUUUCAAAAGCAGAGGUAUUUCAUAAAUAUUUUCUGAAAUAUUCCUGGAAAUGCAGGUUUGUAUGCAUGCAAAGGGAAAUGUUGCUCAACGCUGAAAGUGUUUGCUUUGGCUUGAGAGCUUUUUAAAGGAUAUUUAAAGCUAUGUCUGUUUCCGGUGAAAAAGUGAGAAGAAAAUGUGAACUGGUCAAAAUGUUGCUGGAUUUUUAACUGGUCCUCGUGUUUUUCUUAAGGGAAUGUUGUCAUGUACUUUAUGUUUGUGUUCUGCUUUCUUUCAAGAAACUAGCACAUUCAUGUCACAAAGCGUUAUGAUUAUAUUCAUAACUCUAAAGGAAUUUCCAUGAGCUGUUUUUCUUCCAUCAGAAUGAUCUGCUGUUUGUUUUUGUUGUGUUUAAGCUAAAUCUGCCUUGACCAAACUCAACAAAGUUGUUGUUUUUAUUUGAUUUUAACAUAAUGUACAAAUGUAUGAGUGUGUUCAUUUUUAAUUUUUUUUUACUUGAAUUCAUGUCUCACCUGUGGCAUUGAUCAAUACUGCAUCCCACAUCCCAUGUUUUUAGAAAUUUGGGAAAUUUGAAAAAAAUAAUUUUAGGCCUGAAUUUGAAUUGUGACCAUCAACAGACAAAACAUUUUUAUCAACAUUAUGAGCCUUUUUUUUUUUCAACCGACAUGCAACCA
Scatophagus argus is the source of this 2224-nucleotide messenger RNA. RefSeq names its product proton activated chloride channel 1 (gene pacc1). Bases 215 to 1318 code for a protein of 367 amino acids. The transcript is spliced from 8 exons. Lineage: Eukaryota; Metazoa; Chordata; Actinopteri; Scatophagidae. The record is from RefSeq and is a predicted model, not a curated record.